AUGAGCCGCAGAAGCAGAUUUUUAGACGAAUUUAUCUAUAAAUAUCUCUAUAUUGUGGUUCUUCUUCUUCCAUCUCAACUCAAUAAUAAUUCUCUGCAAAUUGCUUCUCUUUUUGCUCUUUUUCUUCUGGCUUCCUCUUCAAUGGCUUCCGCUGCCAUUCUCCAGCAUUCUUUCACUGUGCAAGACAUGACCGUCCGCCGGCUCUGCCGUGACCAAGUUAUAACGGCCGUCAACGGAAUCCCGGGUCCAACCAUUCACGCUCAAGACGGCGACGUUCUGGUCGUCCACGUCUUCAACAAGUCCCCUUACGAUUUAACCAUCCACUGGCAUGGGGUUUUCCAGCUGCUCAGCGCGUGGGCCGACGGGCCGGAGAACGUAACGCAAUGUCCGAUACGGUCCGGCGAAAACUACACGUACAGAUUCAAGAUCACCGGACAAGAGGGGACUCUGUGGUGGCACGCGCACUCGUCUUGGCUACGCGCCACCGUCCACGGCGCCCUCCUCAUCGCCCCCAAGUCCGGCCGACCGUUGCCCUUCCCGAAACCUUACAGGCAGAUUCCGAUCUUGCUCGGAGAGUGGUGGAACGCCAACGUCGUUGAGGUUGAAGAGGGAGGUCUCGCUACCGGCGCCGGUCCGAAUAACUCCGACGCCUACACCAUUAAUGCCCUCCCCGGAAAUCUCUACCCUUGCUCGCAAAAUCAAACCUAUCAACUGAAGAUGGUGCCCAAAAAGACAUACUUGCUUCAAGUAAUCAACGCUGCACUCAACAACCAACUGUUCUUCAAGUUGGCCAAUCACAAAAUGACAGUUGUCGCCGUCGACGCCAUGUACACCGACCCUUACGUCACCGACGUCAUCGUUCUCGCCCCCGGCCAGACCACCGACGUCCUCGUCAAAGCCGACCAGCCCAUCGGCUCCUACUACAUGGCCGCCAGCCCCUACUCCGAUCUCCGCCCGCCGAUCCCAUUCCCAAACUCCAUCACACGCGCCGUCGUCAUCUACGACGGCGCCUCGCCGUCCGCCACUCCCCGGAUGCCGGUCUUACCGGCGUUCAACGACACGCCGACGGCGCACAGAUUCUUCACCAACAUAACCGCCCUCGCGGGGGCCCGCCACUGGGUCCCAGUGCGCCACGUGGACGAGCACAUGUUCGUCACGUUCGGUGUGAACCUGGCCCCGUGCGAAGAGCCGAACCGGCCUUGCGGCGGUCCGAACGGGCAGCGGCUCUCUGCGAGUAUGAACAACGUGUCGUUCGUGAUCCCAAACGACGCCGGAUUGUCGAUGUUGGAGGCGUUUUUCCACCGGGUGGAGGGCGUUUAUACGGCGGAUUUUCCCGAUCGGCCGCCGGUUGAAUUCGAUUACACGAAUCCGAAUAUUUCUGUGGAGAGUCCGUUGAUCUUCGCGCCGAAGGCCACGAAGGUGAAGAAAUUGAAGUUCAAUUCGACGGUGGAGAUGGUUCUGCAGAACACUGCAUUUAUUGCGAUGGGGAAUCACCCAUUGCAUCUCCAUCGAUUUAACUUCCAUGUUCUGGCUCAGGGAUUCGGAAAUUACGACCCGAUUAACGACCCGAAGAAGUUCAAUUUCUAUAACCCGCAGAUCCGGAACACCGUCGCCGUCCCCGUCGGCGGUUGGGCUGUCAUCCGGUUCCAAGCCAACAAUCCAGGUGUAUGGCUGAUGCACUGCCACCUGGAUGUCCACCUACCGUGGGGAUUAGCCAUGGGGUUUGAAGUCGAGAACGGACCAGCUCCGUCGUCAAGGCUGCCUCCGCCGCCGCACGAUCUUCCCAAAUGCUAG
Molecule: messenger RNA, 1794 nt
Organism: Momordica charantia (bitter melon)
Lineage: Eukaryota; Viridiplantae; Streptophyta; Magnoliopsida; Cucurbitales; Cucurbitaceae
Product: laccase-7
Molecular function (GO): oxidoreductase activity; copper ion binding
Source: RefSeq, a predicted model, not a curated record